AUGACCUCAGACGUACAUGGCCAGCGCUUCCGACAGUUCCGCUACCUUGAGGCCGAUGGGCCCCGAGAGAUGUGUGGAGAAUCCCUGCAGAUAGAAGCGACAUCCUCUGAGGCGGAAGGAGCUUCCUUGGAGCAAGAGGAGGGAGCGCAGGGGCAGGAACAUAUCCACGAUGCCCUCUUCUGUGGUAAGGACUCUUUGUGCCUGGAUACGAUUGGGGAGGAGGUGGCCGUGUAUUUCACCGUGGGAGAGUGGUCCCUGCUGGAUCCGGACCAAAGAGCUCUCUACUGGGAAGUCAUGCUGGAGAACUACGGGAGCGUGGCCUCUCUGGGAGAGAGAUUUGUUGAAUAUUCAGAGUGUGAAAAGAAAUUCAGUUUGAAGGGCAGUCUUCAACAGCAUAAAAGAACCCACACAGGGGAGAAACCGUUUGAAUGCCCAGAGUGUGGAAAGAGAUUCAGUUGGAGUGCCCAUCUUCUAGGGCAUCUGAGAACCCAUACAGGGGAGAAACCUUUUGAAUGCUCAGAGUGUGGAAAGACAUUCAGUGCACGUAGCCACCUACAAGUGCAUAAAAGAAACCACACAGGGGAGAAACCAUUUGAAUGCUCAGAGUGUGGAAAGAGAUUCAGCACGCACAGCCAUCUUCAAUAUCAUCAAAGAACCCACACAGGGGACAAACCUUUUGAAUGUUCAGAGUGUGGAAGGAGAUUCAGUCAGAGUAGCCAUCUUCAAGAACAUAAAAGAAGCCACACGGGGGAGAAACCUUUUGAGUGCUCAGAGUGUGGAAAGAGAUUCAGUACGAAUCGCUAUCUUCAAUAUCAUCAAAGAAUCCACUCAAGGGAGAAAACUUUUGAAUACUCAGAGUGUGGAAAGAGAUACCGUUCACAUGGCAGUCUUCAGUAUCAUCAAAGAACCCAUACAGCGGAGAAACCGUUCGAAUGCUCAGAGUGUGGAAAGAGAUUCAGUCAGAAUGCAAAUCUUCAAUAUCAUCAAAGAACCCACACAGGGGAGAAACCAUUUGAAUGUUCAGAGUGUGGAAAGAGAUUCAGUAGGAAUGCAAGUCUUCAGUAUCAUCGAAGAAUCCACACAGGGGAGAAGCCAUUUGAAUGCUCUGAGUGUGGAAAGAGAUUCAGUCAGAGUGGCACUCUUCAUGAUCAUCAAAGAACCCACACAGGGGAGAAACCAUUUGAAUGUUCAGAGUGUGGAAAGAGAUUCAGUUGCAAUAGCCAUCUUCAAGACCAUAAAAGAAUCCACACAGGGGAGAAACCUUUUGAAUGCUCGCAGUGUGGGAAGAGAUUCAGUCAGAGUGGCAGUCUUAAAUAUCAUCUAAGAAUUCAUACAGGCGAGAGACCUUAUGAAUGCUCAGAGUGUGGAAAGAGAUUCAGUUGCAAUAGCCAUCUUCAGGACCAUAAAAGAAUCCACACAGGGGAGAAACCUUUUGAAUGCUCAGAGUGUGGGAAGAGAUUCACUCAGGGUGGUGCUCUUCAACAGCAUAAAAGAACCCACAAACGGAGGAACUUUUUGAGCACUCAGAGUGUGGAAAGAGAUUUAAGUUGAGUAGCUAUCUUCAAAAGCAUCUGACAACCCACAUGAGGAAGAAUCAUUUUGAACUCUCAAAGUGUAGGAAGAGAUUCUGUCGCAGUG
Gekko japonicus is the source of this 1638-nucleotide messenger RNA. Its product is annotated as zinc finger protein OZF-like. The transcript is spliced from 4 exons. NCBI's taxonomy places the organism in Eukaryota, Metazoa, Chordata, Lepidosauria, Squamata, Gekkonidae. The coding region runs from base 1 to 1551 and encodes 516 amino acids. Gene Ontology annotation, biological process: regulation of cytokine production; regulation of immune system process; negative regulation of transcription by RNA polymerase II. The record is from RefSeq and is a predicted model, not a curated record.